Lontra canadensis (Northern American river otter) is the source of this 2680-nucleotide messenger RNA. RefSeq names its product taxilin beta (gene TXLNB). NCBI's taxonomy places the organism in Eukaryota, Metazoa, Chordata, Mammalia, Carnivora, Mustelidae. Gene Ontology annotation, molecular function: syntaxin binding. The record is from RefSeq and is a predicted model, not a curated record. The transcript is spliced from 10 exons. The coding region runs from base 164 to 2200 and encodes 678 amino acids.
CUUUGGUGCCUGUGAGUGUGUGUCGUUUCUCUCUCCUGUGUAAGAACACAGCUGCCUGCCGGUCUCCGGCUGGCUGUUGCAGCUUCUCUGACUAGCUUUUCGCAGCCUCCUGCCUCUCCUUCUCUUUCCGCUUAGCUCCUUGUCUUCUGAUACUACUCCCAGUAUGGAGGUGAAUCACUCUGUACAGCUCUCAGGAGAACCCCAGUCAACACCUCCAGGGGACAGUUCAUCAUUACUGAGUCAAAAUGGCCUGGAGAAGCAAGAUGAUAAGGAUUCCUCAACCACACUCCAAACAAUAGAGGAUAAGGCAAGUGUGCAGUCUGAACAGGGAGUUCAAGAUAUCUCUGAGGAACUAAAUCGACAACUGGAAGACAUCAUUAACACCUAUGGGUCUGCUACUGAAAAAGAGGGUCCCGGCAAGGCAAAGGAGCCUGAGAACAUAGAACCACUGGACAAUGAGGAUUUGGAAGGUGAUGAAGCCACUGAAGAGACUGAGAGAGAACCCUUGUCUUCUGGAGAACCAACCACAACCAAAGAGCCUGUCAGCAAUAAAGAGCAAAAAUUGGAAAAGAAAAUCCUUAAAGGAUUAGGCAAAGAAGCCAACGUGCUGAUGCAAAAUCUGAACAAGCUGCAAACACCUGAAGAAAAACUGGAUUUUUUACUCAAGAAGUAUGCUGAAUUGCUGGACGAACACCGCACUGAGCAAAAGAAGUUAAAGCUCUUACAAAAGAAACAGGUACAAAUCCAAAAGGAAAAGGACCAGUUACAAAGCGAGCACAGCAGAGCUAUCCUGGCAAGAAGCAAACUGGAGAGUCUAUGCCGGGAGUUACAGAGACACAACAAGACACUGAAGGAGGAAACCCUUCAGCGGGCACGAGAGGAAGAAGAGAAAAGGAAGGAGAUCACAAGUCAUUUCCAGACCACUCUGACGGAUAUCCAGGCCCAGAUUGAACAGCAGAGUGAGAGAAAUAUGAAGCUGUGUCAGGAGAACACAGAGCUUGCAGAGAAACUGAAAAGCAUCAUUGAUCAGUAUGAGCUCAGAGAGGAGCAUCUGGACAAAAUAUUUAAACACAGAGAACUGCAGCAGAAGCUGGUGGAUGCAAAACUGGAACAGGCCCAAGAAAUGAUGAAGGAAGCCGAGGAGCGACACAAACGCGAGAAGGAAUAUUUGCUGAACCAGGCAGCAGAGUGGAAACUUCAGGCCAAAGUGCUGAAGGAACAAGAGACAGUCCUACAGGCUCAGCUUACCCUCUACUCUGGAAGAUUUGAAGAGUUCCAGAACACACUAACAAAAAGCAAUGAGGUGUUUGCCACUUUCAAACAAGAAAUGGAUAAAACAACUAAGAAAAUGAAGAAGUUAGAGAAGGACACAGCCAUGUGGAAAGCCCGGUUUGAGAACUGCAACAAAGCUCUGCUGGACAUGAUUGAAGAGAAAGCGCUGAGAGCUAAAGAAUAUGAGUGCUUCGUCAUGAAAAUCGGGAGGCUGGAGAACCUCUGUCGAGCUUUACAAGAAGAGAGAAAUGAACUGUACAAGAAAAUUAGAGACGCAAAAAUGCCUGAAACGGAUGACCGAGGUCAGCACACCUCCGACGAAGAGCCCGAGUCCGCCGUGUCUGGGGGCGUGGGGGUUGAUACAAAGGAAGCUGAGAGCGUUCACGACGCUGUGAAAAACCUGGCCACAGCCUUCAUGGUCAUUCAUCAUCCAGAGUCAACCCCUGACCUGGCCAGAGAAAGCCAACCAGAAUUCCGCAGUCCUCAAGGGGGCGCUGACUCAGCCCUGCGGGAGCCGGAACAGCCCCCUCGGAGCCCCUUAUGCCCUUCCCUGCCUCCCCCAACUCCUCAGGCGGAAGCCGAAGGAAGCCGUGAGGCAGAACUGCCCCCCAGGCCCGGGAAUCCCCCCGCCGGGUCGGAAGCACAGGCCCAAGACCGGGGUCUCCCUGCAGCAGCCCAGGCUGACCAGCCAACCCAGAAGCCAGAGGCAGAAGCUUCCAGUCAGGCCCCGCAGUCCCCCGCCGAGGCUCCCCUAUCAGCAAUGGAAGCAAAUGAUCAGGCCCCACCAGCCAGGCCAGGUGAGCAGACUCCAGCAGCGGUGCUCGCAUGUGGGCCCAGGAGGCCACCGCCGCCGCCCCCACCCCCACCCGAAGCAGCGCCAGAGGGGCUGCCCCAAGGGGCCGACACCAACCUGGAAGGAGUAGACUAAGCCUCACUGUGCUUCCGAAGCUCUUCUUCCUGCCGGUACAUCAUCAUAACAGAUUGUCUUCUGAAAAGGCAUUAAGGGCUAGGGAUGUCUAAGGGAAGAGACUUAAUUAGAAUCAAGACAUUUUCAAAUGUUGUGCAGAGCACUCUCAGCCUGUGCUAUUUGUUCUCAAUUUAUAACCCAUUUGCAGCUUUUCUGUUUAACGCUGGUUGAUAGUAUAAUUUUCCCAAAUGGCAACAAAACAUACAAAUAGAAAAUUCAUAUUAGUUCUCCAUUGAGAUGGUAUUUAUUUCAGUUUCUUAAUCAACAAUUAGAUUUGGUGUUUCAACACUUCCACUACAAUAUAUAAAUAUAGAAAAAUGUGAUGUUUCAUUUUAUUUCCCUAUAUAGUUUUGAUAGGUUCCAUAGCAAGUAAUGGAUGUCCAGGUUCCAUGUAGGUAUAUACAUAAUAUAUGCAUACAUAUGGAUGUGUCUGAAUGUAUA